GCUUUUAAUAAUGGCGGGCUCAGAAGAGUCAGCUGUCCUCGAAGUCUCUUCAGAAUGUAAACCUAUUUUAUCAAGUAAACAAGAUAGUAAGGAUACAGAUAUAAUGUCAAACUACAGCGCAUCGUUCGAAGGCUCUCUGGGAAUGUCACCGUCCAUAGAGAGCUUCUCAACUCUACCUGACCAGGAUUUGUCGGAGCUAACUCUCGACACUCGAGACCUGCAAGUGAAGGUUGACAAUCCGCAGAAGCACCUGGAUACGUUGGAAACAUACAUUACUUUUCGCAUUCACACCAGGACGUCUCGUGCUGAGUUUGAAGAGAUGGAGUACGUCGUGAGGCGGCGGUACAACGACUUUGUGUGGCUGCGGCAGAAGUUGGUAGAGGCGUUUCCGACUCACCUCAUUCCGCCGCUGCCGGCGAAGCACACACUCCUGGCCCAGCUGGACCGCUACUCCAAGGAGUUCAUCGUGGCGCGCAUGGCGCUGCUGCACCGCUUCCUGGUCCGAGUGACCAGCCACCCGGUGCUCAGCUGCGACCCCAGCCUCAAGGUGUUCCUCACGGCCAAGCCGUCGGAGUUCUCGAUCCACCGCAAGAGCCGCCAGGGCCUGCUGGGGCGCGUGUCCAGCUCGUUCCACAGCCUGGCCUCGGUCUACAUGAUCCGGCAGAGCAGCCCCGAGUUCGAGCAGGUGGGCGAGUACGUGGGCAUGCUGGGCGAGAAGCUGGCCUGCAUCGACAAGAUCGGCCAGCGCAUCCACAAGGAGCGCCAAGACCACCUGCUGGAGCUCCACCAGCUGCACCCCAUCUUCACGCUGUGGUCGGCCUCGGAGCCGGAGCUGAGCCCUGCCAUGCUGGCCAUGGCCGGGGCGGUGGAGCGCAACGCCCAGGCUCAGCAGCACCUGCUCGUCACCUACGCCCCCAACAUCGCCCAGCCGCUGAAGGAGUACCUGCUGUACAUCGACGCCGUGAAGGAAGCACUGUCGCGCAGGGACUCCGUGCAGAUCGAGUACGAACUCACCCUCGAGGAGUUGAAGCGCAAGCGACAGGAGAAAGAACAGCUGUUGUCGGAGGACCAGCAGGCGCAGCAGCAAGGGGCGAGCGCGGGCCUGUUCGGCUUCGGGGGCGCGUCCCUGUGGAAGGGCUCGGGGGAGGCGCGUGACGACAAACUGCAGAAGCUGGCGGAGGCCAUCCCUCACCUCGUGAAGCAGGCCGAGGAAAACCAGGACAAAAUGGAGUGCGCUAAUGAAAACUUGAGAGCAGAUUUGGAGCGCUGGAAAUAUGAGAAGAAGAGGGAUCUCAAGAAAAUAUUUGUUUCGCUGGCAAAUCAGCAAAUAAAGUAUUAUGAAGAGUGCCUUUCAGCAUGGGAGGAUGUUUUGCCGGAGAUCAAGACGGCAGCUGUGUCGACCAGCUAGUCACACUACGUCACCUCUCGUCACCUCCUGUCACCUCUCGUCACCUCUCGUCACCCAGCUUGUACGUACUGUGUGUAGUCUGUAGGUCGCCUCAAGUGUCUGACGAACCAAACGCUUGUUUUCACGGGCGAGAAAUCAAAGUUGUUCAAGACCAAUCUGUGUGUUCGAAAUUAUUACGUUUUGUGUCCCUUGGGCUGUUAUUCCUCUCUGUGGUGCUUUGGAAAAUAUUGGUGUAGCUUUACAUUACUUUCAUGUGAAUCUUCCCGGUCAACCGAAUGUAAUCAUUACCUAUCUUUGAGGCUUGUUGAAUAUUUAAUGGUUGUGCUGUCUUAAAUAGUUAAAUAACUGUUAAAAAAUUUUAUUAGUUAGGAUUGUGAUUUGAUUUGUGAACGGACUAACUUAGGUGAAGUUUUGUUCUUAAUAUUUACGUGGUAAGAAGGAUGUUGUAUAUUUUAAAAGUACAAUGUAAGAAUGUAUGCUAUACUAUUUUGUUUGUGCUGAGUAGUAGUAUCUUGUAUUACUAUUAUUUAUUUGACACUUCUGAACAUGCUCUCGUGUCUGUUUGAAUGGUAGUUUGUAAUUACAGUAUGUUAAUAAUGCCUUAUAUUUAUGUGUAAAUGUUUUCAUAUCAUUACUUUUCUGAUAUAAAUUUUCUUUUGUGUGGAAAUCAUAAUGGUUAGAAUAUGGAAAAUAUUUCUGCUAUUGAUAUUGUCCAUUGAAUUAUUAUUAUAACCAUGUGAUUAUAUGGUUAUAACAUUUUUUUAGUGGUUCACUAAAGGAUAAAUCAUAAUUUUUUUCAGAUGGUUUUCAUUCAGAACAUUCUCUGUAUGCUAUAAGGUGGAAAAUCUUUUAACAUUGCAUGAAAUCUUGCUUCGGUUUCAGUGAUCUAUCUUUGUGCACUUUUUUAAGAAUGCUUUUGGACAUUUGUGAUUAGCUGUAUUCAUAAAUUUAUUGAAUUUUCAUCACAUUCCAUAGUUACUUGAUGCAUUCUUCAUACUAAACCAUUUAAAAAAUUGCUAUGAUAAUUAAAAACACUUUUUCCAUUGUCGGACGUGUCAACCAAGUACUUUUCUUGAAGGAUUCCGAACUGCCACUCAGCACAUUGUGAAUAAAUCAUUCUCACUGUGCUUUCAAACAUAAUGCUGGUUUAAAUGGUGUUCACAUCAGUCAUUUUGUUUUUGGAGUACUCUGAAAAAUGUUAAAAUUUAAAAAAAAAAUCUGUUUACGUUUAUAGUAAUUUGCCUUCAUUAUUGUUGUACCUGUCUAUUGGUGAUUGUUGUAAAAUGUUUGGUUGUAUUAUGAGGAAAAGGAAAUUUUUUUUGAUAGUUUAAUUGGAAUUUUGUCUCUGCAAUUAUCUAAAUGUGUGUGGAUAAUUAUUAUGAAGUGCUUUUUUUCAAGUAUUUUUAAUGAGAUUUAAGUAGCUAAUGCUAUGGUGUUUUUUAAUGUAACAGCAUUGUUGGGUAUUUAUUUGGUAUUUACUGUUUACAUCUUUUAUAUAGCUGUAGGGUAAGUUAAAAAGUUGCUUGAAAGACUUAUUACCUUUUGUACUUUGCUUAUUUUGUGGACCAUGUGUUGCCUGUGAGAUAUGAAACUCAUUUAGCAAUAUUGAACUAUGAAUAUUAAUGUUUGCGUGUUGUGUUAUAGCUGUGAUGAUCAUUGUGCUGAGAUUAUUGACAAGCUUAGUUCAGUGAGUUCUAAUAUUAGGUGUGUGCAAGAAGUAUUUUUUUUAAAUUUAAGUCUGAGGCAAUAUAUAUAAUUUUUCAUAGAUCCAUGUUUUAGAAAGAUUGAGAUUUUUUUAAUUUUCAAUAAAAUGUAUUGGGAUGCUUAAAA
Bacillus rossius redtenbacheri is the source of this 3238-nucleotide messenger RNA. Its product is annotated as sorting nexin-7-like. The transcript has 10 exons. The coding region runs from base 11 to 1408 and encodes 465 amino acids. The record is from RefSeq and is a predicted model, not a curated record. Gene Ontology annotation, biological process: protein transport; autophagy of mitochondrion; piecemeal microautophagy of the nucleus. Gene Ontology annotation, molecular function: phosphatidylinositol binding; protein binding. Gene Ontology annotation, cellular component: phagophore assembly site; cytoplasm; early endosome. Lineage: Eukaryota; Metazoa; Arthropoda; Insecta; Phasmatodea; Bacillidae.